AUGCGCACUUCAUAACUGCAUUAAUAAAACCUGUCCUGUUCCAUCGACGUUUUAAAAAAUUCCAAGAAUGGGACAAGUUCCAAAGUGUGUGUCAACACGCUUUCUUCUGACACUUAACGGCAUCAAGACCAAACCAAGGAGUAUAUUCAGCGAAACACAAGCGGUUUGCAAUGGUGCAAUGUCUGGUGUUCACACUGCUCUGGGUCUGUCCUGUGGCACUGCAUGCCCUUGGGAGUACAGAGAGAGUAUCUCAAACGACUGAGCCAAGUGUCUCUAUGACAGCACCGACGGCUGAGACAGUUACUUUAGGACCAAUUGAGACCCAAAGCCCUGAUACACACACACACCAGAGCCUAGAAGAAGAACAAGAACCACUUCCCUCAGACCCCUGUCAGGAUGACGAUUUGGAUAAGAGGGUGUACCAGAGGGAUUCUGAUGGUGUUAUGCAGCUGGUUCAGGGAGAGGACUACAAAAACACUUGCAACCUAGCAGACAGUGAACCGGCCCACUGUCUUAUCUACCCUACCAAUCAACUCAACUGCUCCUGGAAUUUCCAUGGUCUCCCUAACGACAGCCAAUCCUAUGCCUCCGUCUUUGUGUGUAAGAAAACUGAGAGAAUCUCCAGUGUGGACUGUGUCACUGAGGCCAUAGGAGGCCAAGGAGCCCAGGGAGGGACUGGUAAGGCUGACCGUGUGGUUGGACAUGUGUCUGCUGGGUGCCAAGGCAGUGUGGACAACAGCGCCACCUCUGUGAUCCUGACUUUCAACGUGUCAUGCUCUGACGUGUGGCGCAUCUACACCCAUAAAUACCAGACCAAUGAUAUUGAUGUGCUAUGCCCGCCCCCCAACAUCAACCCAUCCUGGGUCAGAGAGGGGGUUCUGCUGGUGAAGUGGGGUCUCCCGUCCAGCCGGUUACGCAGCAAAACCAGCUGUUUCCACUACCAGCUACAGAUCAAUGACCAGGUGAGGGAAUUUAAGGGUGGACUGACAUACAAUGAGACCAACGCAGACCCCACACAUUCACACGAUGUGAAGAUGAGGGUGAAGAAGAGUAAUAGGUGCAGAGGAUCUCAACACUGGAGCAGCUGGAGCAACACCACCAAGGUGGCCCCGUUUGAAUCUCCCAAUCAGCUGAACUCUCUGGUGGUCAUUGGCAUCGCUCUGGGAAUACCCAUGGUCCUCCUGUCUCUGCUGCUGCUGAUUCGACUUCAGAGGGAACGUCUGUUUCCCCACAUCCCUGGUCCCCCACUGAAGAUUAAACACCUCUUGGAGAGAGACGACCAGUUUCAGUUUGUCCCUCAGGCCCUGCAGUCCAAAUUUGUUGAGGAGAUCACAGUGGUGGAGGAAGCUAAGGAAACACCUGUGAAUUUGGCCAGUUAAACAAGAUGGCCUGUUUAAAGCCCAAUCAUCAUAAACUGUGUAAGAGCCGAUCUGUAAGGAGGAUCCCCUUAGCAGAUGCAGUCAUUACCAUUUGUUAAUACCUAUCCAAUCCUUUCAAGAGUGGAUGCUACUUAUUGACAUGCAUUGUUCUUACAUGCUUAUUAGUGUCUACUCAAAGAAUUGUUCUAAUGUGCUCAGCUUCCACCAGUGUUGUAGUACUUGAGACCAAGACCAGUCCAGUCUCGAGACCACAUAUUGGUCUUGUCUUGGUGUCAGCUACAUUCGUACUCGGUCUUGACUCGGUCUCGGACAGUGAGGACUCGUAAUUUCUUCCCUAGACCAGCGGAGUAAAAAAACUCAAACAUAUACACUCCUUUCUUGAAACAUUAUCUUACAACCUUUAUCUUUUAUAGACAUGUUUACGUAGUGGUGAACCUAUAGGACUUCAGUGUGUGACAGGUUCGUGAUUCUGAAAGGACAGCAACCGUAAUACCAGAGACUCAUGUAGGAGGGUGCACUUUUAGUAAAACACAAAGGGACAGUGGUGUAGUGGAGUAUACGCAGGUAUAAACCGUAUACUCAUUUUUUUCAGUGGGCAUUGCCUAUACUCACUUAAUCCCUAUUGAUGCGUAUAAAAGUAGUGUAGUGGAGGCAGUGGCGACCCGUCAUUAAGGGCAGUUUUUGAGUCGCACCUGUUUAGCAGGGGUGUGCCUGUUUUGCAUGUUAUUUUGUCAUUAAUAUGUGUCACAUAUCAGUUUGAAAAAAAUGAUUGAGUUAAUAAAGCUUCAUACAAAAAUGGUCUUUUAUUGCUUUCUGGAAUAAGGCAGCUCCAAAAUGCAGAUGUUUCAACUUAGCUCAGUGCUUUCUGUGGUGGUGGGGCAGCCAGCGGAAAAUACUGAGCGUAGGGGUUGGUAAUGUUCUCUUGUUGCGCCUUGAAAGUAUGACUCAGUGUUCUGUCACUCAUGGGGACACCACGUCACGGCAAAAUUCAAGCCCCUUGGGUGCUGCCAUAGAGUUACAUUAGAAGUGCCCAUCCAAUAAGGCUCAAGGUCAUUGGCCACAGAUAAAAUGAUGUCAAAUCAUGUUAUAUCUACCAUAGCUUUGAUUGGAUGGAUCGUGUCAACAUCAUACUUUUUUAAAUCUUAGCUAGCAAGCUAGCUGUCACGUUCUGACCUUAGUUCCUUUUUUAUGUCUCUAUUUUGGUUCGGUCAGGGCGUGAGUUGGGGUGGGCAUUCUCUGUUUUGUUCUACGUUUUGUAUUUCUGUGUUUGGCCUGGUAUGGUUCCCAAUCAGAGGCAGCUGUCAAUUCGUUGUCUCUGAUUGAGAACCAUACUUAGGUAGCCUGUUCCCACCUGUGUUUGUGGGUAGUUGUUUCCUGUUUUGUGUUGUGUCACCUGAUAGGACUGUUUCGUUUUUCGUUGUGUCACCUUUGUUAUUUUGUAUUUCAGUGUUCAGUUUAAUAAAUUUAACAUGGACACGUACCACGCUGCAUUUUGGUACGAUCUUUCGUAUUCCUCAUCAGACGAGGACGAGAUUCGUUACACAGUCAUGAUCAUGAAUCUAGUCGGCAAUCUACAG
This is a messenger RNA of Salvelinus fontinalis (brook trout), 2956 nucleotides long. RefSeq lists its product as uncharacterized. The record is from RefSeq and is a predicted model, not a curated record. Gene Ontology annotation, molecular function: protein binding. The coding region runs from base 171 to 1379 and encodes 402 amino acids. NCBI's taxonomy places the organism in Eukaryota, Metazoa, Chordata, Actinopteri, Salmoniformes, Salmonidae. The transcript has 11 exons.